GGGGGAUCGUACCGACUUGGGGCGGAGGGUGGUUGAAGGAGUACUACAUACCCCGUACAUAGCAAUAGCAGCAGCAGCAGCAGCAGCAGCAGCAGCACACAAACGAGACAAACAUCCCGCUCGUCCCUUUAAAGGUCCUAGCCGACAAAACGCGCACACACUCCCUACCUACCAGUGCAGUGCAAUGCUACGGAGCGUGGGAGCACCCCCACGGCCGGCCCUCAGACGUGCACCGCGAAUAUCCGUAUCCGAAUCCGUAUGCAUCUAUGACGAGAGGCACGCCGCAGCGCGCACAGCCCGCGCGCGCCGGCGAUCAUCAUGUCGCUUUUUGGCUUGGCGACGACGACCGCAAGCGCUGACCACGUCAGGGCUCCGGUUCCUAUGCCUGGCCCCUGCGCGGCUGCAUGACGCCAGCCUCGGCGUUGGCGACGCUGCCACUGCGCUGCGGUCGCGAACUUGCUCCCCGCCCUGCAUUCUUCUCGAGACGCGCGCUGGAGAGCUUGUGGCGCCGGCCAGGGUCCAGAGGAUGCGCGCCGUUUUACGGAGUAACGGUCUGUCGGGCUCGCUACGCUUGCUGGCUCGCUGCGCGAGACGCCAGGGCAAAAGGGCGAGACGCGAGGGACGCGAGGGCGAGACGCUGCUCGUGCACGGACUCCUGCUUGCCGGGGCGGAACGACUUUUUACUCGACUCGCGAGGGUGGGACGCUCGGCACGUGAGGCUGGGGAGGAGCGUAGAGGAGGGAGGGUGCCUCGGACACAAGGAGUGGAAGGGUCGGAGGGGAGUCGGAGUGCCGGUGAUGACGGUGAUGAUGAUGAUGAUGAGGAUGAGGAGGUGGGUGGGAGCACGCGAGAUGUCGGUCACCGGCAACCGAGAUUCACCUUCUGGCGAGAUGGGGGAGGAUGCGAGCAGUCAUUACGGAACACUUCUUGCCUGGCUUUAAGCCUGGGCCCUGGAUAGGAGCGAAGGGGUUUUAGGGCGCAUACUACAUACAUGCUGUU
Messenger RNA from Aplosporella prunicola CBS 121167, 999 nucleotides. RefSeq lists its product as uncharacterized. The transcript has a single exon. Lineage: Eukaryota; Fungi; Ascomycota; Dothideomycetes; Botryosphaeriales; Aplosporellaceae. The coding region runs from base 185 to 958 and encodes 257 amino acids. The record is from RefSeq and is a predicted model, not a curated record.